GAGUAAGAUCUCGAAGCCUCGAAAAGAACGGGCGACAUCCGGGCAUCUGGGGGCCGUCGAGCAGAGGCGUGCCUUGGAGCGCGGCUUGUUAGGGGCCGCGGCCAUGCUGAAGUGCGGGAUGAGCGGCAGUCAGGUGAAAGGGCUCAAGGCACUGGGAGGGCAGGAUCCAUUCCUGUCCUGUUCAUUGCUCUGCCCGCAUGGCGUAUUUGGAAAAGCAAUCCAAGCUCUAUCACGAAUCAGUGACGAGCUGUGGCUAGACCCAUCUGAAAAAGGUCUUGCUCUAAGAUCUGUGAAUUCUUGUCGGUCAGCAUACGGAUGUGUCCUCUUUUCUCCUCUGUUUUUUCAACAUUAUCAAUGGUCAACCUCAGUGAAAGUAAAUGAGAAUGAUUCGAAAACAUCAAAUUUAAAUUGCAAAUUGGGAAUGAAGUCAAUUCUGCCCAUCUUUAGAUGUCUGAAUUCCCUCGAAAGAAAUGUAGAGAAUUGCAGAAUUUUCACCAGAUCCGAUCAGUGCAAAGUCGUCAUUCAGUUCUUUUGCAGACAUGGUAUUAGAAGAACUCAUAAUGUGUGUUUUCAGGAAAGUCAGCCCUUGCAAGUUAUUUUUGAAAAGAGUAUGUGUUCUAAUACACUAGUUAUUCAACCAAGAGUGCUCGCUGAGGCCGUUGUUCUUUUUACAUCAAGUCAAGAAGAAGUUACUCUUGCUGUUACCCCACUCAGUGUUUGCCUUAAGAGUUCCAGUGACGAACCAAUGGAUUUGACCAAUUCUGUGUACAGUGAAAUGUUUGUUGGCCCAGAAGAGUUUGACUUCUUUCAAAUUGGAGUUGAUACUGAAAUAACAUUCUGUUUCAAAGAAUUGAAGGGAAUGCUGACAUUUUCAGAAGCUACACAUGCUCCUAUAGCCAUUCAUUUUGAUUUUCCUGGGAAACCUAUGGCUUUAAGUAUCGAUGAUAUGUUAUUGGAAGCUAACUUCAUUUUGGCUACAUUAGCUGAUGAGCCAAGUAGAGCAUCUUCUCAGCAAUCACUGUGUCUUUCACAAAAACAAAAAAGGUCAGAUCCGAUGUGUUCACCAAACAACAAUUCAAAGACUGGUAAAAAUGUAACCAGCAAGGCCCCAGGAUGUAUCUUGAGAAAAACAGCACCCAAAAGGCUUUAUCCUAAUGAGACUCAAAUAGAUAUUCCUGUGCUGGAAAACUGUGGCAGCCCUAUAAUGAAAAGAGUGAAUGGAGGAGACAUUAGUGAAGUGCCAGAAAGCAGCAUCAGUGACACGGAGGAGAUGCCAGGCUCUUCAUAUCUGAGGAAGUUUUCUUGCAUGUUCUUUGGAGCAGUUUCUUCUGACCAGCAAGAACACUUCAACCAUCCUUUUGACAGUCUGGCAACAGCAAGUGACACUGAAGAGGACAUGAAUAAUGGCAGAUCUUCCACAUUCUAACACUUAAUGAUAGCUGAAUUGGCCCCCAGCCCAUUUGUUAGCUCACUUGCGUCUCAAACAUGUUUUCACAUUUAGUCUAUAGAGAUACUGUCUUCGACUUCCUUGAAAUGGGAGGAUGGGCUUCUGCUUUGCUAAACAUCGUCAUCUUGUGUAACAGCCAUUAUCUAGAAAUAGCUGAUUGUUAAGUGUACAUAUUUGCUUAAAACCCAUUAUGCUGCUUGGAGGCAGAAGUCUUCUGUGCAGGGAAAAAGCUCAUUAGAAUUCUUCAAUUCAACACAUGUUCACACUAGAGCUUUUAACAUUUUCUUUGCCAGUUUUAUAAAGGUAUUUAGACUUUUUUCAGCAGCCAUUUAGAGUGCAUCAAUACGGCCUAUAGUUCUGUGACUCGUAGGUAGCUUUUGUAUUUGAUUGCAAACAUUUGAGUUUUGGUGCUUUGAGACAUAUUUAAAAGCUAUGCAGUCUUUUCCCAUGUAAUACCAUGACUUUUUGUCUGUCGCUUUUUAUAUUUUGUUAAGAUUUUAAGUAAAAAUAAUCCCUGAAAAAAAGGUCAAGAAUAAAAAUAUAUAGCUACCCCCCUCACUUUGGAGUCUUUUAAUAAAUUGUGAAAUUUUA
Messenger RNA from Neogale vison (American mink), 2038 nucleotides. RefSeq names its product RAD9 checkpoint clamp component B (gene RAD9B). Gene Ontology annotation, cellular component: checkpoint clamp complex. The record is from RefSeq and is a predicted model, not a curated record. Bases 104 to 1426 code for a protein of 440 amino acids. The transcript is spliced from 12 exons. NCBI's taxonomy places the organism in Eukaryota, Metazoa, Chordata, Mammalia, Carnivora, Mustelidae. Gene Ontology annotation, biological process: DNA repair; DNA replication checkpoint signaling; mitotic intra-S DNA damage checkpoint signaling.